Drosophila serrata is the source of this 1099-nucleotide messenger RNA. RefSeq lists its product as uncharacterized. The record is from RefSeq and is a predicted model, not a curated record. Lineage: Eukaryota; Metazoa; Arthropoda; Insecta; Diptera; Drosophilidae.
AUGCUCGUGCACACCGACAGCAGCUCUGGCAACGCCUGUCGCGCCAUCUCGCUCACAUCCGCCGGCAUGUUGGAAUUUUGGGGCGGCAUUCCCGACCGCAUAUUUCGGAAUCUCAAAACGGCAGCAUUCCACGUUAGGGUUGUCAGACCACCCGACUGGAUCGAGGCGCUACAGGUGGCCGGUCGCGCUGAGUGCUGCACGGCAACCCUGUACGAGCGUUGCUCGCUGCAGGCCUGCCGGCCUCAUUCUGUUCGCGGCCUUUGGAGUGUUUACAUCUAUAGUGAAAGUGAUGAUGAUUACCCUUCGACCCCAGAAGUGUCACCUGGAUAUCUGGAUAACCAGGAAGAACUCCAAUUGGAUGAUACAUACCUAAUCGAUGUCUGCAGGGAAGAAGAAGAGCAGCAAGCAAUGACUAUACAGGAUAUCCAUGUGUCCUCCACUGCGGUAAUGAUCCAUCACAUUAGGGCAUUUUCAAUAUCUUCCUGUUCACAAUCGCUGCCUGGACAAGAAGCGAUGACGAUCCAAUACCCAUGAGUCUGCAGGCCGUCCAACCAACUAGUUUUGUUUCAGUCGAUCUUUGGGAAAGGGAAAGGGUGGUGAUGGGGCAGUGAGAAGUGCCCUGCCCCCCCACAUCACCUCAUUAUACCCUGCACAGUUUACGCACUACCAAGGAGACUCCUUAAAUUCAAGGUGACAUGGUUGGGCUGUGUUCCUCCAUCAAAGUGGAUACUAUAGUACCUGUUCCAGAGUGCAGGCACUUGGCUGGGCACCCACCGCCACCUCCCAGUGGGUGGGUGUGGUGGCCUGGAGAUUCAGGUGGCGAUGCCGCUGGAGUUAGACGCACUAUUGUCCUCUGCAAAUCCUCAUUGUAACAAGCGCCCAGAAUCAUUGUCUUACGCAUACGUCGUCGACCUGACUCCAGACUUCGAAGAGUGCAGCAGCAGCAGCAGCAGCUGAAGCAGCAGCGACAGCACAACAAAAAUGCCAAUGCAAAAAAAGUUGCCAUAAAGAGACGACAACGUCCCCAUCCCCAUCCCCAUACCCAUCUCCACAUCGCCUGGUAUCGCCCAAAAAUAAAUGCAACGCCUCCGAAUGGCCA